UCGCCACGUAAUGGACAUGAACAUUUAGGGUAUUCAAAUCAGAUUCUUUUGAUAUUGGUAUAAAUGCUCUGCUACGAUCGUUAAAUUAUACAGGAUAGAAAGGACCCGAAUGUAAACUGUCAAAACUGUUUUUUGUGAAUUCUCAAAUUUACGAAUUUCUAAAUCAAUACAGGGUAAGACAAUAUGACAGAUAAUAUGACAGACGCUGAAAGCUUAAGAGAAGCAAUCGCGCAAUAUGAACAACAGUUAGCUCAAGUUCAAGCAACCUUGUCCGUAACUACGCAAGAAGCGGAUAGGGAAAAUUUAUUAAGUUUACAAUCGGACAUACAAGAACUCAUUACUUUAACAAAAGAAAGCUUACAAGGUGUGGAAACAUCCAGUGAAGAUUUAGAUGAUGAUGAUGAUGAUGAUGAUGAUGUCGACGGCGAUGAUAUGGACGAUCCAUUGGCAAAAGAAUAUGCCUUGUUUAAGGCAGAACUGGAGAAAACUUCAAAUGAUUCUGAGAAUAAAGAACAGGAUAAACAAGAUGAUGGAGCUUCAAAUAAUAUAGAAGAUGAGUUGAGGCAGCUUGAAGGCAUGAAAUGUAGAGCUCCCCAUGGUAGCAGUUGGGGUGGCAUUGGUUAUCAUAAUGCUAUGAUAUGCUCUGUUUAUCAAAAUGAUAGGACAAAAAUAAAAAAUAUGCAAGAUAUAAAGGUCAGAGUACUUUUUCUAAAUCCAACACAUAAAGAAAUGCUUCCAUGUCCAUAUUAUUUGGAUGGAAAAUGUAAAUUUUCUGAUGAAGAUUGCAGAUUUUCACAUGGAGAAUUAGUAUCAUUAUCUAGCAUACAAGAAUAUAGAGAGCCUGAUUUUCAAAGUAUAAAAAUGGGUAGUAGAGUAUUAGCAAAGCAAAAAAAUCAGUUAUGGCAUAGAUGUAUUGUACUAAAAAUGCCUGAAAAAGAAGGAGAUGUCUUCAGAAUUAAAUUUGAAGCAAGUGGUAAUAUCACGGAAGUUUUCCUCCAAGAUCUUUUACCACUUGAUGAUGCAGAUUUGGAGAUGUCAGAUACAUCUGAAGAUAGUGAUGGUGAAAGUGAUUCAACAGAAUAUUCUAAAGAAGAAGUUGUUCAUAAAUCUCUUUUGACAGUAGAAAGUAAUGCACCAUUAGGAAAUUGGGAAAAAUAUACACGCGGUAUAGGUAGCAAGUUAAUGGCUCAAAUGGGAUAUGUAGCAGGUACUGGACUUGGAAAACAUUCAGAUGGAAGAGUAGAACCAGUUGAAGCAACGGUAUUACCAGCUGGUAAAUCCUUAGAUCAUUGUAUGGAAUUGCGAGAAAAUGCUGGUGGAGAUAAAAAUUUAUUUUCUGUGGAACGUAAAAUGCGAAAACAACAACAAAAAUUAGAACAACAAAGAGAGAAACAAUAUCAAAGAGAAAAAGAACGAGAAGAAAAUAAUAUCUUUAAUUUUAUAAAUGCAACUUUAGGUGAUAAACCUAAAAACGAAAUACAAAAAAAUAUUCCAAAAGGUAAAAAUAAUCUCAAGACAGAAUCCAAUCGACAAUUAAAUGUAGCAAGUUUACAAAUUGGAGAAACUAUUUUAAGAUUAGAAAGAGAAUCGACGAAAUUAAAAGAAUCAUUGACAAGACAUGCGAAAGGAAGUGUUCAUUAUAACAACAUUAUAAUGAAAUAUAAUGAGAAGCAAAAAGAACUUGUUAGUUUAAGAGCAUCUGAAAAAAGUAUUGCUGUUGAACAAGAUCAACGAAAAAAUAGAGCUAAAUUAUCAAUAUUUUGAUGUAUAUAUGCAAUUUUAAUUUACUAUAAGAAAUUAGCUUAUAUAUAUUAUCUAUUAAUAUGUAUAAAAAAUAUAAAUAAAUAAACCUUAUAAUAUAACAAUAU
Messenger RNA from Apis florea (little honeybee), 1868 nucleotides. RefSeq names its product zinc finger CCCH-type with G patch domain-containing protein. The record is from RefSeq and is a predicted model, not a curated record. NCBI's taxonomy places the organism in Eukaryota, Metazoa, Arthropoda, Insecta, Hymenoptera, Apidae. Gene Ontology annotation, biological process: negative regulation of transcription by RNA polymerase II. Gene Ontology annotation, molecular function: DNA-binding transcription repressor activity, RNA polymerase II-specific; RNA polymerase II cis-regulatory region sequence-specific DNA binding; metal ion binding. Gene Ontology annotation, cellular component: nucleus.